AUGAUGGCGUCGACAACAUCAAGCUCACCAUCGUCCAAGACACCCUCAGAGAGGGGCGACGACAUCAAAGCAUUCUCUUCUUCCUCGCAAGGCUCGUCAGGAUCCUCAUCGGCAACCACACCAGAGCCAUCAAGCCCCACGGUCUCUGCAAAGGACGCUGUCGAUCCGUUCCAGCCUCGCGAAGCCUACGAUGACUCCGUUCUGCCCGCCAUUCCGGCUUCGGAAAGCAUCAAGCCGCUUUCGAGCGACUCGAACACACCCGACCACUGGAUCGCACGAGACGAGCGCAUGAUCCGCCUCACGGGCAAGCACCCCUAUAACUGCGAAGCUCCCCUCUCCGAGCUCUUCAACAAGGGCUUCCUGACACCACAGAACCUCUUCUACGUCCGUUCGCACGGUGAUACGCCACGCAUCACACGAGAACAGGCGGACAACUGGAAGCUCAAGAUCCACGGCUUGGUGGAGAACGAGAUGGAGCUCAGCAUCAAAGACCUCAAAGAAAAGUUCCCGACCGUCACGCUGCCGAUCACACUGGUCUGCGCAGGCAACAGACGAAAGGAGCAGAACAUGGUUGCCAAGGGUCUUGGUUUCAACUGGGGCGCUGCGGGUGUUUCGACGGGUCUGUUCACGGGUGUCUAUCUCGCAGACAUUCUCGAGUACUGCAAGCCCAAGAAUCCGCUUCUGUCCUCGUUCCCAUCGUACGACGUCGCUGUGCCGGGACGAGCGAGGCACGUGGUGUUCGAGGGCGCCGACGAAUUGCCCAAGGGCAAGUAUGGCACUUCGCAGCGACUCAACUGGGCGCUAGACAGGUCGAAGGGCAUGCUCAUCGCCUGGGGUCUCAACGGCGAGGAUCUUUCUCCUGAUCACGGCUUCCCUCUGCGCCUCGUCGUGCCCGGUCAAAUCGGUGGUAGGAUGGUCAAGUGGCUCGAGCGCAUCGAAGUUUCCGACCGUGAGUCCCAACACCACCUUCAUUUCCACGACAACAAGGUGCUUCCAACCGAGGUCACCGCCGACCAGGCUCGCAGCGAGAUGCACUGGUGGUACGACCCCAAGUACAUCAUCAACGACCUCAAUGUCAAUGCUGCCAUCUGCUCGCCGGAUCACGAUCAAACCAUCGAGGUAGCCGACCUUGCCACGACGGAAGCGCAGUCGCAACCGCAGCUGCUGCCGAUCGAAGGAUAUGCGUAUACCGGCGGUGGACGCCGCAUUGCGCGCGUCGAGAUCUCGCUCGACGACGGCCACAGCUGGAAGUGCGCAUCGAUCCACUACCCUGAAGACCUCUACCGCAUGUAUCCCAUCCAAGGCCAUCCGUACUUUGGUACGCUCGACCUGAGCUCUACCGAGAUGAGCUUCGCCUGGUGCUUCUGGCGCCUCGACGUCGAUGUUCAGGCGGACAUCGUCGCGAAGGACGUCAAGGUCAUCAGCGUGCGAGCGCUGGAUGAGGGACUGGCGACGAUGCCCAGGGAUAUGUACUGGAACGCUACAUCGAUGAUGAACUCGUGGUGGUUCCGCGUUGCCGUGCACCGUGACGGCAACAAGAUUCGGUUCGAGCACCCGACGCUCGCCGGUAAUGCGGCAGGCGGUUGGAUGCAGCGGAUGAACGAGACGGGUCUGAACUGUCGUUAUCCCACGUUCGGCGGUGCGAAGAAGGCAGACGGUGGUGACGAGGAGCCGAAGGGAGACAAGCCGACCGUGGAAGCCGCGCGAGAGGAGCAGAAGAUGAUCAUGAUCGACUCGGCGAAGGCUGAUACGGUGGUCACUGCUGCUGACCUGGCUGCUCAUGGUGACGGCGAGGGUCCCGAGCCAUGGUUCGUCGUGCAUGGUCACGUCUACGAUGGCACUGGAUUCCUCAAAGACCACCCUGGUGGAGAUCAAUCCAUCCGUCUCGUUGCAGGCGAAGACGCGACCGAAGACUUCAUGGCGAUCCACUCGAUGGACGCCAAAAAGAUGCUUCGCGACUAUCACCUUGGUCGACUCGAGGUCAAAGAUGGGGGCUCUGCAGCAGUCGUCGCUGAACCCGAGGCGAUCGACCUCGACAAGCCUUAUCUGGAACCCAAGAAAUGGCGCGCAACCAAGCUUGUCAGCAAGAAGAUCAUCUCUCCCGAUGCACGAAUCUUCCGCUUUGCCCUGGGUGGCCCGGACCAAGAGCUCGGACUCCCGGUGGGUCAGCAUGUCUUCGUCCGCGUUCGAUCGAAAGAACCCAAAACAGGCGAGAUCGAAACGGUCCAACGAGCGUACACGCCGUACAGCGGCAACACGCAGCGUGGCUUCCUCGACAUCCUCAUCAAAGUCUACUUCCCAACCGAAGCCUCCGCCGAUGCGCCCCCUGCUUAUGCGGGAGGUAAGAUGACGAUGCUGCUCGAGACGAUCGAUGUCGAGUCUCCCUCUUCCGACCUCACCAUUGAGCUCAAAGGACCGCUUGGGUCGUUCACCUACCUGGGCGAGCGUCAGAUCCGAUGGAAGCCGGCGAACCAGAUUCGUCGCGUUCGCAAGCUGGCCAUGAUUGCCGGUGGCUCGGGCAUCACGCCCAUCUGGUCCACGCUCAAGGCCAUUGCUGACGAAGCUCUGGCCUCUCCUUCGCUUGAAGAAGAUCCGAUCCAGAUCUGGGUGGUCUACGGCAACCGUUCCGAGCAGGACAUUCUCAUUCGCGAGGAGCUCGAGAAGCUGAGAGUGGCGUUGAAGGGCAAUCUCCACGUGUGGCACGUUCUCAGCAAAUCUGCCGACGAAGCGUGGAGUAUGGGUCGAGGACACAUCAGCACAGAUGUGAUGAAGGAGCACCUGCCCCCUCCGCCAGCGAGGACGGAGGGCGAGGAGCUCGAGGAUACGUUGGCUCUGGUGUGCGGACCGCCGCCGCUCGAGCAGGCGGUUUCAAAGGGGCUGAAGGAGCUAGGAUGGGAUCUGGACAGGACGGUUGUGUUUUUCUAG
Molecule: messenger RNA, 2925 nt
Organism: Kalmanozyma brasiliensis GHG001
Lineage: Eukaryota; Fungi; Basidiomycota; Ustilaginomycetes; Ustilaginales
Product: Cytochrome b5-like heme/steroid binding domain protein
Exons: 1
Coding region: 1-2925 (974 amino acids)
Molecular function (GO): molybdenum ion binding; molybdopterin cofactor binding; heme binding
Source: RefSeq, a predicted model, not a curated record